Messenger RNA from Daphnia pulex (common water flea), 1848 nucleotides. Its product is annotated as glutamate receptor-like. The record is from RefSeq and is a predicted model, not a curated record. Gene Ontology annotation, molecular function: ligand-gated monoatomic ion channel activity. Lineage: Eukaryota; Metazoa; Arthropoda; Branchiopoda; Diplostraca; Daphniidae. Gene Ontology annotation, cellular component: membrane. Bases 1 to 1848 code for a protein of 615 amino acids. The transcript has a single exon.
AUGUCGAAUUUGAAAGCGCUCCUGCUGGUUCUGGUCUUCUUUUCGCUGUUGCAGCUUGGCCGUGUCGCCGGGUCUUGGCGACUGGACGAGCGCCGAAAAGUGAUGGAAGUCAUUUCGGCCCUCAAAGAACCCAAAUGUCCGGCGAUUGUCGUCGUUUUCGACUCCUCCGCCCAACCGGAUGACGCCGAUGCCAACGAUUUCCUGGUCGAAAUGCUCGUCAAAGACUACCCCUAUCCUCUGACGCUAUUGGAGACCUCGUCCAGUGGCAGUCUCGACAUUAGGCCGAAAAGUGAACUGGUGUGCUCUAACGUCGUCAUCGUUUCCGACCAACCCAGGAAAUUGCAAUCGCUUUAUCGCCAAGUCAAAGAUCUUUAUUACGUUCACACUGCGCUGGUCGUCCUUACACAGGGAACAACUCGGGAGAUGGAAGCUGUCAUAGUCGACGCCAAGAAUGAAAAUUUAUUCGCCGUUUUGGAGAGACCCGGGCGGAUGGUCGAGAUCCGUUUUUGGACGGUCAACGAUGUCGUCCAUUCGAUCGUGUUGAAACCUCGUCAGACUGUUAACCGGAAGGAUCUGCUGCUCAACUUCAAAGGGAAAUUGAAAGGUCGGAAGUUGAAAGUUGCCGCCAUCGAUAGCCGUCCGGCUUCUAUCAUCGACGACCAAACUUCGGCCAUCACCGGAGUGGAGCCGGCCCUCGUCCAGCUCAUGUCGCAGCAUUUGGGUUUCACCUACGACUACGUGCAGGCCCUGCCCAACGAGAUGUGGGGCGACGUCGUCACCCUGGACAACGGCACUUUGAUUUUAACCGGACUUCUGGGCAUUCUGGGACGGAAAGAGGCCGACAUGGCCGUCGGCAAUUUCUAUCUCCUCCUCAAAAGAAAAGAGUUCAUCGAUUACUCGGCCAUCUACAAGUUCAGUUACGAAUCGUUUCUCGUCCCGGCUCCACAGCCCUACCCCAAAUGGACGGCUCUCUUCUACCCGUUCACUGUGGCCACCUGGACGGCCACUAUCGUCUCCACCGCCACGAUAACCGUCAUGCUGCGCUUCGUGGCCAGCUGGCAGCAGUCGAUUUCGUCGUCGCGUGAAAAUUACGUUUUUGCCAGUUUGCCAUUCUGUUGCCUUUACGUCAUUGGCAAUUUGAUGAACGUCCAGGUGCAGCCGCAGACCAUAAACUCCAACGCCAAUCGAAUUUUCCUCAUCUGGUGGCUGUUCGGGACGCUCAUCCUGACGACCGGCUACCGUUCGGGACUGAUAUCUCACAUGACCUUUCCCUUCACGCCGCCGCCGAUCGACACGUUCCAGCAGCUGGUGGACAGUCCGCUGAAGAAAACGAGUUUCGGCGAUUUCAUGAAGGAGAACCUGCUGAACGCCACCUCGGAGACGGAGAGAAUCCUGGGAAAGGAGAUCAUCGCCAGCUACAAUUUCACGGCCAUGUUCGUGCAGGUGGACUCCGGCCUGUGGGCCGCCGAGUCCAACGUCGAGAACAUUCUCUACAUGGCGGCCACCAUGUACCCGACGACGGCGGCCGGACCCAAAGUUCACUUGAUGAGGGACUCGAUCAUGCCGAGCGGAGUGGCCCUGGGUCUGCAGAAGAAUUCCCAGUUGAAGAAGUACGUUGACAAGGAAAUCCAGCGCUUGAUUGAGACCGGCCUGGUCGACUAUCACCGGCUGCAGUUCGCCAAGAACAUGGACAAAUGGAAUCCGAAGACAAAUAAUAACAAUUUGAUUUCCUUUUCCCUGGACAAUCUCCAGGGCGGAUUCUUUUUGCUACUGGUUGGCGUCCUCAUCUCCGCGAUGACUUUCGCCGGAGAACUGUUGUCAAACCGAAUGAAAAUGCGCCGAAUCUAA